AUGGCGGCCGUACGCGGCCUGCGAGUGUCGGUGAAGGCGGAGGCCCCGGCGGGGCCGGCCUUGGGGCUCCCGUCACCUGAAGCGGGUUUGGACCGAGGCGAACCGGAGCCCAUGGAGGUGGAGGAGGGCGAACUGGAGGUCGUGCCGGUUCGGCGCUCGCUGAAGGAACUGAUCCCGGACACAAGCAGAAGAUAUGAAAACAAGGCUGGCAGUUUCAUCACCGGAAUUGAUGUCACCUCCAAGGAAGCGAUUGAAAAGAAGGAACAGCGAGCCAAGCGCUUCCAUUUUCGAUCAGAAGUAAAUCUUGCCCAAAGAAAUGUAGCCUUGGACCGAGACAUGAUGAAGAAAGCAAUCCCCAAAGUGAGACUGGAGACAAUCUACAUUUGCGGAGUAGAUGAGAUGAGCACCCAGGAUGUCUUUUCCUAUUUUAAAGAAUAUCCUCCGGCUCACAUCGAGUGGUUGGAUGAUACCUCCUGUAAUGUGGUUUGGUUGGAUGAAAUGACGGCUGCGAGAGCCCUUAUCAAUAUGAGUUCUCUGCCAGCCCUGGAUAAGAUAAGAAGCAAGGAUGCCAAUGAGGACAAGUCAUCCGAGAAAAGUAAAAAAGACAAGCAGGAAGACAGUUCUGAUGACGAUGAGGCUGAAGAAGGAGAAGUUGAAGAUGAGAACUCAAGUGAUGUAGAGUUGGACACGUUGUCGCAGGUAGAAGAAGAGUCUCUGCUAAGAAACGACCUUCGUCCAGCUAACAAACUUGCUAAAGGAAAUAGGUUAUUCAUGAGAUUUGCUACAAAAGAUGACAAAAAGGAACUUGGAGCAGCAAGGAGAAGUCAGUAUUACAUGAAAUAUGGGAAUCCAAAUUACGGAGGCAUGAAAGGAAUUCUUAGUAACUCUUGGAAGCGGAGAUACCAUUCCCGUCGCAUUCAGCGGGAUGUUAUUAAGAAGAGAGCCCUGAUUGGGGACGACGUUGGCCUGACGUCCUAUAAACACCGACAUUCCGGACUGGUGCAUGUUCCUGAGGAGCCUAUUGAGGAGGAGGAGGAGGAGGAGGAGGAUCAGGACAUGGAUGCUGAGGACAGGGUGGUGGUGGAGUGCCACGAAGAGCCCGCGGCCCGCAGGCAGGCCCGGGAGCGGAGCGUGUCCAGGCGGUCCAGUGCCAGCAGCUCAGACUCUGACGAGAUGGACUAUGAUCUAGAGCUGAAGAUGAUUUCCACUCCUUCGCCAAAGAAGAGCAUGAAAAUGACCAUGUAUGCUGAUGAGGUGGAAUCUCAGUUGAAAAAUAUCAGGAACUCCAUGAGGGCAGAUACUUUAUCCACAAGCAAUAUAAAAAACCGAAUUGGUAACAAAUUACCAGCUGAGAAAUUUGCAGAUGUCAGACAUUUGUUAGAUGAAAAACGUCAGCACACACGUCCACGGCCAGCUGGCAGCAGCACUAAAACAGAUAUACGCCAGCGAUUAGGAAAAAGACCAUAUUCUCCAGAAAAGGCUUUCAGUAGUAAUCCAGUUGUUCGGAGAGAGCCCUUUUCUGAUGUACUAAAAUAA
Messenger RNA from Odocoileus virginianus texanus, 1536 nucleotides. The record is from RefSeq and is a predicted model, not a curated record. NCBI's taxonomy places the organism in Eukaryota, Metazoa, Chordata, Mammalia, Artiodactyla, Cervidae.